CCAGCCCUAAUUUUGGUGACAAACGGCGCCCAGCACACAACGCUCGCGACCGGCGACCUCCAUUCCGUCAGUCAACAUCCGUUCGGUUUCGCCGUGUCGACGAAGAUCCGCCGGUGUACUCGUUCCAGUCGGAGGUUCAACCGGUCCUCAAAUUUGCAGCGUCAUAGCUAGGAUUUAAUAUAGCACGAUGAGAUCCCACGACUCUGCACAGAUAUGCAUGCUCUUAGUAGACAUCAUGGAUGUAUACCGAGUUGAGACUACGGUGCUUGUCCGUCGGUAUAUGAAUGCUAGGACACGAAGGGCUAAGCGUAUAAUUUUAGAGCACGCAAGAAGAUGCAGUGUCCUAUCAAAAAUCCCUCGUCAAGAAGAACACCUCGGACGGCUAGUGAACUUCAGCGACAUUGACUGUAUAUCUAAUUUGCGUAUGGAUCGAAAUACGUUUGGAAGAUUAUGUAGACUUUUAGUGGACCGAGCAGGGCUGCGAACUGGCAAAGUGCUUGGGGUGGAAGAACAAUUGGCCAUAUUUCUAAGUGUACUAUCGCACCACCAGAAAAAUCGAAUUGUCCGUUUCAACUUUGUUAGGUCCGGAUCCACGGUUUCCUACUAUGUGAAUAAGGUGUUGGCUGCUAUUCUAAGUCUUCACACAGUUCUCAUACCUAAGGCGACUCCGGUCACUGACGACUGUAACGACCACCGUUGGAAAUGGUUCAAGGGAUGCUUAGGGGCGUUGGAUGGGACACACAUUAAUGUCUUGGUAGGUGAUGCCGAUAAACCACGUUAUAGAAAUAGAAAGGGUCAAAUAUCAACCAACACGUUGGCUGCUUGUGACCGUAACAUGCAAUUUGUGUUCUUCUACCCCGGGUGGGAGGGGUCAGCUGGGGAUUCCAGGGUGCUACGAGAUGCAGUGGCGCAGCCAGAUGGGUUUAAGGUUCCACAAGGAUGUUACUACCUUUGCGAUAAUGGGUAUGCAAAUAGCAACGGUUUUCUGACACCAUUUCGAGGAGUUAGAUACCACUUGAAAGAGUGGGGACCUGGCACGGCCAUACCACAAAAUCCGAGAGAGAUGUUUAAUAUGAGACACACGAAAGCUAGGAAUAUAAUAGAGCGUGCUUUUGCUGUGUUGAAAAUGCGGUGGGGUAUCCUUAGGAGUGCAUCAUAUUACCCGAUUCAGACCCAGAUUCGGCUAAUAAUGAGUUGUUUCUUAUUACACAACUUCAUACGGCGCGAAAUGGAAAACGACCCCAUAGAAGCUGAGCUGGAUGGUGAGACUAUGCCGUUUGCACAGGAUGCCGAGUUUGAAGGUCAAGAAUUUGUUGAAUCUGUGGAACCAUCCGCGCAGUGGACACAAACACGCGAAGAAAUAGCACAAUAUAUGUGGAACAACCGCUAGUCUUGGUUUAGUUGUAUUUGUUUAUUUGGUUAAUGAAUGCAGACAUUCGGAUAUUGUGUUCACUUGUAUGCUAAUGAUCAAACUAUGUUCAACGUUUCG
This is a messenger RNA of Salvia hispanica, 1489 nucleotides long. RefSeq lists its product as uncharacterized. NCBI's taxonomy places the organism in Eukaryota, Viridiplantae, Streptophyta, Magnoliopsida, Lamiales, Lamiaceae. The record is from RefSeq and is a predicted model, not a curated record.